UUAGUUUUUCAGGGGCAUCGCGUCCGUUUUGUACACUGUGUUCUGAGACUGGUUAAAGCUGUUAAGAAGUGGGCAAAGUGCACAUUAGUUAAGUGAGCACGGGGUAGGCUGGUUGGCAGACUCUCACAGGCAGGCAGGUGGGGAUGGUGUGUGGGGUGAGGAGAAGGAAACAGAGCUGGGAAGAAGGAAACAUGCCCAAGGCUGUGAAACCGUCAGGGAUGGAGGGGAUAAACAAGUGGGCCAACUCGGACCGAGGCUCCAGCCCUAGCACCCAAAGGCCCCAAAUAAAGAAUGCUCCCUAAACUGUGCUUCCAUGUAUAUUUGAAAACUUACUUCUAGCUAAGAAUACUGUUAGCAAUACUUAAAUAAUUUAGUUCUAAUUUGAAAUUACGUGCAGGCAGAAGAGUAGCAAGUGCAUCCCCAGGCUGUGCCUAAACUUAAAGUCAGCAAGGCUCUCACUCUCGUGACAUUCCUGGGGGUGUUUCCUCUACCCCUGGUCAAAGUACCCACGAGACUGCUUCCCCUAUCAGAUCUUCCUUCCUGAGAAAACCUCAUCUUCCAGGAUUGCUGGGUCCUGUUCUUACCUCAUCCUCAUUCAUUUCUACCUCUGCCCAUUAAAAUUGUUGCAGAAAAAUUAUCAGACAGAAAACUUACUGUGGAUAAUAAUUCACAUAAUUGUGGUGCAUAAUACUAAAUUUAACUGUCCCAACUCUUACUCAGAGUAUUGUCACUCCACAUAAGUUUCAGACUGGUUGAAUUUAUGGUAUUAUUAAUAGGUAAAACCUUUUAGGAGAAGGGAAGAUGUUGAAGACAAUUGGGCCAUUGCUCCACUUUAGAUCCCACCGUAUAGGUAAAUACCCACACUACUACCUCUGAAAAUGUGGGAUUUUUUUGGAGACGGGGAAUUCUUAUUUAUCACACUGGAACUGAAACAUAGAAUUUAGGAUUAUAAACCGCUAUCACAAGUUUUCUGGAUUAGAUGAAUAUACAUAAUAUUCACAUCUAUCCUUAAAAAAGAGUAACUUUUAUGAAUUUAUAAUUAAUUCUUAUGAUCAUAAUAUAGAUUUUUUUGUAUUAGUUAAUUCAAAUUCAAAACCAUCUUGUACUUGAAACAAUAUAGUAAAAAGAAAUAAAUUCUCCUCUCUCUGUUGGAAUAGAAGCUCUCUGAUAUGUAACAUAUUUCAGGUCCUGAAAGAACAUUUUUGCCCUUUAAACCUCCAGAAUUAGGAAACACAUCUCUCCAAACAACAUAGCCAGCAUGCACUUGGACAUAUUUCAAUUGUGUUUUGAUUUAUUUACUUUAAGCAGCCUGGAAUUUUGGGGCCAUGGCUAAUUUCAAAGAGUAUAAGCUUUUUGGAUCUUAAAUCUAAAAGUUCUUGAAAAGCUUGGUCACAAGAUAUUCCAGAAGGCAGAAACGAUGUGGUAUAACUCAGGAACGGUUACUCUGAACUCUGUAAAGCUGACCCGGCUCUUAGUAGCCUGGGUGAACUACCCCGCACGUAGCUGACGUUCCUGUACAGGUAGGGAUGAAGACGCAGACCACCCAUUGCGUUAAAAAGGGUGCAAGUUGAAUUUUAUAUGAAUGAAAACACAUUUAAAGAGAGACUAAAGUUAUUUUUUAUCAAAAACCAGAGAUCAAGUCUAAGAAUACGUCUGUUCAAUUUUUCUCUCAAAUUAUUAAGCUGCUUUUUGUACAUAAUCCGAGUGCUACUAGAAAACCCUUCACAAGGAAAUGAAUGGUCUCAUAUCUUUUGGGUGAACAGAAGUCUACCUUUAUGGGGCUUACAGGUUUCAGUGGCAUUGAUAAGUCUCUUUGAAACAAUACUACUUGGUUAUCUCAGUUAUAAGGGAAACAUCUGGGAACAGAUUUUACGAAUACCCUUCAUCUUGGAAGUAAUUAAUGCGGUUCCCUUCAUUAUCUCAAUAUUCUGGCCUUCCUUAAGAAAUCUAUUUGUCCCAGUCUUUCUAAACUGUUGGCUUGCCAAACAUGCCUUGGAAAAUAUGAUUAAUGAUCUACACAGAGCCAUUCAGCGUACACAGUCUGCAAUGUUUAAUCAAGUUUUGAUUUUAAUAUCUACAUUACUAUGCCUUAUCUUCACCUGCAUUUGUGGAAUCCAACAUCUGGAACGAAUAGGAAAGAAGCUGAAUCUCUUUGACUCCCUUUAUUUCUGCAUUGUGACGUUUUCUACUGUGGGCUUUGGGGAUGUCACUCCAGAAACAUGGUCGUCCAAGCUUUUCGUUGUUGCCAUGAUCUGUGUUGCUCUCGUGGUUCUCCCCAUACAGUUUGAACAGCUGGCCUAUUUGUGGAUGGAGAGACAAAAGUCAGGUGGAAACUAUAGUCGACACAGAGCUCAAACUGAAAAGCACGUUGUUCUGUGUGUCAGCUCACUGAAGAUUGACUUACUCAUGGACUUUUUGAAUGAAUUCUAUGCUCAUCCAAGACUCCAGGAUUAUUAUGUGGUGAUUUUGUGUCCUACUGAAAUGGAUGUGCAGGUCCGAAGGGUCCUACAGAUUCCGAUGUGGUCACAAAGAGUCAUCUACCUUCAAGGUUCAGCCCUUAAAGAUCAGGAUCUGUUGCGAGCAAAGAUGGAUGAUGCUGAGGCCUGUUUUAUUCUGAGCAGCCGUUGUGAAGUAGAUAGGACAUCCUCUGACCACCAAACAAUUUUGAGAGCAUGGGCUGUAAAAGAUUUUGCUCCAAAUUGCCCUUUGUAUGUCCAGAUCUUAAAGCCUGAAAAUAAAUUCCAUAUCAAAUUUGCUGAUCAUGUUGUUUGUGAAGAAGAGUUUAAAUACGCCAUGUUAGCUUUAAACUGUAUAUGCCCAGCAACAUCUACACUUAUUACACUACUGGUUCAUACCUCUAGAGGGCAAGAAGGCCAGCAAUCGCCAGAACAAUGGCAGAAGAUGUACGGCAGAUGCUCUGGGAAUGAAGUGUACCACAUCGUUUUGGAAGAAAGUACAUUUUUUGCUGAAUAUGAAGGAAAGAGCUUCACCUAUGCUUCUUUCCAUGCACACAAAAAGUUUGGUGUCUGCUUGAUUGGGAUUAGGAGGGAGGAUAAUAAAAACAUUUUGCUGAAUCCAGGUCCUCGAUAUAUUAUGAGUGCUACAGAUAUAUGUUUCUAUAUUAAUAUUACCAAAGAAGAGAAUUCAGCAUUUAAAAACCACGACCAUCAGAAAAAAAGCAAUGUAUCAAGGUCAUUUUAUCAUGGACCAUCUAGAUUACCUGUACAUAGCAUAAUUGCCAGCAUGGGUACUGUGGCCAUAGACUUGCAAGACACAAGCUGUAGGUCAGCAAGUGGCCCUACCCUGUCUCUUCCUUCAGAAGGAAACAAAGAAGUCAGAAGACCCAGCAUUGCUCCCGUUUUAGAGGUUGCAGAUACGUCAUCACUUCAAACAUGCGAUCUUCUAAGUGAUCAAUCAGAAGAUGAAACUACACCAGAUGAAGAAAUGUCCUCAAAUGUGGAAUAUGCUAAAGGCUACCCACCUUACUCUCCAUAUAUAGGAAGUUCACCCACUUUUUGUCAUCUCCUUCAUGAAAAAGUGCCAUUUUGCUGCUUAAGACUAGACAAGAGUUGCCAGCAUAACUACUAUGAGGACGCAAAAGCCUAUGGAUUCAAAAAUAAGCUAAUUAUAGUUGCAGCUGAAACAGCUGGAAAUGGAUUGUAUAAUUUUAUUGUUCCUCUCAGGGCAUAUUAUAGACCAAAGAAAGAACUUAAUCCCGUAAUACUGCUAUUGGAUAACCCGCCAGAUAUGCAUUUUCUGGAUGCAAUCUGUUGGUUUCCAAUGGUUUACUACAUGGUGGGCUCUAUUGACAAUCUAGACGAUUUACUCAGGUGUGGAGUGACUUUCGCUGCCAACAUGGUGGUUGUGGACAAAGAAAGCACCAUGAGUGCCGAGGAAGACUACAUGGCAGACGCCAAAACGAUUGUAAACGUGCAGACCCUUUUCAGGUUGUUCUCCAGUCUCAGUAUUAUCACAGAGCUCACCCACCCAGCCAACAUGAGAUUCAUGCAAUUCAGAGCCAAAGACUGUUACUCCCUUGCUCUUUCCAAGCUCGAAAAGAAAGAAAGAGAGCGAGGUUCUAAUUUGGCCUUUAUGUUCCGACUGCCUUUUGCUGCCGGGAGGGUGUUCAGUAUCAGCAUGUUGGACACGCUUCUUUACCAGUCAUUUGUGAAGGACUACAUGAUUUCUAUCACCAGACUUCUGUUGGGAUUGGACACUACACCAGGAUCGGGGUUUCUUUGCUCUAUGAAAAUCACCGAGGAUGACUUAUGGAUCAGGACUUAUGCCAGACUGUAUCAGAAGUUAUGUUCUUCUACUGGAGAUGUUCCCAUUGGAAUCUACAGGACUGAAUCUCAAAAACUUACUACAUCUGAGUGUCGAGAAAUAGCAUCACAAUCUCAAAUAUCCAUCAGUGUGGAAGAGUGGGAAGACACCAAAGAUGCCAAAGAGCAAGGUCACCACCGAAGUAACCACCGCAACUCAACAUCCAGUGACCAGUCCGACCAUCCCCUGCUAAGGAGGAAGAGCAUGCAGUGGGCCCGAAGACUGAGCAGAAAAGGUCCCAAACACUCCGGUAAAACAGCUGAGAAAAUAACCCAGCAGCGCCUGAACCUCUACAGGAGGUCAGAAAGACAAGAGCUUGCUGAACUUGUGAAAAAUAGAAUGAAACACUUGGGUCUUUCUACAGUGGGAUAUGAUGAAAUGAACGAUCAUCAAAGUACCCUCUCCUACAUCCUGAUAAACCCAUCUCCAGAUACCAGACUAGAGCUGAAUGAUGUUGUAUACUUAAUCCGACCCGAUCCACUGGCCUACCUACCAAAUGGUGAACCCAGUCGAAAAAACAGCAUCUGCAACACCACAGGCCAAGAUUCUCGGGAGGAAACUCAGCUUUGAUAAAAAAGAAAAUAAGAGACUUUUUUCUCCUACAAGGAUCUUGCUUGAAACAACUCUAAAUCUUAGAAAAACAAGAGUGUUGCUGGCAUGAAAUAAACUAGAUUGAAGUAUAUCCAAUUCUCUCAUAUUAAAAAAAAAAUCUAUUCUCCUAGAAGUUUAGAUAAUUUUGAAAUUUAAAGUACUGCUUUGUUGGUACUCCUCCCAUUAAUAUUUGAAAGACAUCAAUGGAAUGAUUUUGAACACCUAAAUUGAAAUGCAAAAAUUUGAGCCUGAUGUUUCAUUGUUUGACAAUAAUACAAACUGUAUGAAGCCAAUUUUUAAAAAGUAUUAAGGUUUAUGAAAGUAAACUAGAAGUCCAGUUAUAUCUGGUGCAUCCCAAUGGACAUAGAAGAUUGUUGCUCCACUUAAAAAUUAAGUGUGUCCUAUUAUAUUCUUUAAACUUGCCAUUUUAUAAAAAUGAGCUCAUCACAAGUGUCCAGCCUUCUCUACACAGAUUAACAGACAAACUUGUGUGGCUGACUUUUGUGUAAGAAUCAGAGUUUGCUUUAGAAUAUGAAUCUUUAAGUCAUUUUACCCUUUUUGUUGACUUUUCACAUGAUAUAUUCAUUUUAGAAUUUGAGCUGUUCAUAGCAUGUUUUAUUACUCUGAAGAAACCAAAACAAACAAAAAGAAAUAUCAACUACAUGAACUUUUCCCUAACUUUAUGUUUAACACACGUUGUAUGCCAAGAACAGUAUGUGAAAGCAAAUAUUUAUUGUUUUCCUAAAAGAAUCCUAACAUAGAGAAUACUUAAAACACAUUUGUUGACUUAAAUCUAAUCUAAGAAUUGAAGCAUUAAUUGAAAUAUUCAGUAAUGAUUUUCAUUAGACUCUUGAGCUUUAACAUUUUUUAUAUAUCUAUACAGUAUAUUUCAUUAGAAAGAUAGUUUAAAAUUAAAAGAAGCAAAAUUAUACUUUUUAUAGAAUACAAAGAAAUUUCAAAACAUUAAAAGUCCUCCUUUAUACCUUUAGUAUUGAAAUAAUAAUACACCAAAAAUUGGUAUAUCAAAAAUUUUGAUCUAAUUUUGGAAAGUUAUCUAUAGGAGCUAUGUUUUAACAUUGUGAGGAAAAAGCAUAAAAUAAAAAUAAGUAGGUUUUGCUGUUUAAAUGUAAGGUAAACCAUACAUAAUUUGACAGUUAUAAAUAAAGAAACGCUGACCUUUGGCAACACCAGUGCUUUUACCUACAUUGCAUUAUUCCCUUUCAGAAACAGGUUGAAAAGCACAGAGCACAGUUUGCCAGGUAAUUGAAAUGCACUGUCAUUCCCAUGAAAGAGACAUUGACAAAUUUAAAAAGAUAUUUUUCUUCCAAUUUUGUAUGUUUUUAUUUCUGAAUUUGACAUUAAAUUUUAAUUCAACGGAAAAUAGGACACAUAAGACUAGAAAGAGACAUGUUAUCAUUUCUUUUCACAAAGAAGCAGAUAAAUUGAAAGGAAAAUAGAAGGAUUCAAAAUAAUAAAGAGGGCUUCCCUGGUGGCGCAGUGGUUGAAAGUCCGCCUGCCGAUGCAGGGGACACGGGUUCGUGCCCCGGUCUGGGAAGAUCCCACAUGCCGCGGAGCGGCUGGGCCCGUGAGCCAUGGCCAUUGAGCCUGAGCGUCCGGAGCCUGUGCUCCGCAACGGGAGAGGCCACAACAGUGAGAGGCCCGUGUACCGCAAAAAAAUAAAGAAAGAAAAUAAAGAAAAAUAAAGAAAGCCUAAUAUUUCCCCAAUAAUUCUAUGGGUAUAAAAUAUAAAACAUAAAAUGUGAAAUUAUAGAUUAUAUAGCCAUUGUAUAUUUGGCUUUGAGAAUAUGAAAUGCCUAUUUGUUUAGUAUUUUACAUUACUCUCAUUUUAGAAUGACAAGAACAUCAAGAAUUUCCCCUAAAAUAGGGAGAGCCUGUAUUUAAUUUUCUUUAACUAUACAGGGAAGUAGAAUUUAUAGCAGGUUACUUAAAAUUGGAAACAUAUCUUAAAACAAAGAUUUUAUGCAUAUGUAUGUGUAUAUGUUAUAAACACAGCUGAAAUAUAUCAGACAAAUACAUAUUCACAUGUAAAAUUUCAAACUAAAGGUGGAAUUGAACAAAUACAUGUAAUGGAGCACAAUAAUAAAUUUAAUGAACUUGUUUUAUAUUUGCACAUUGAUAUUUAAGUAUGAUGUUUCUUUGAGUUGCCUUUUCUUUACUCCAUUACAGUUAUGUUUAGGAAUAAAUGUAAGAUUUUAUGAAUCUUCUAUUUCCCCACAAGAUCUCAAGUUGAGUAUUUUUGCAUUAUGACAGUUGUCAAGACUAGGAUUUUAAGCUAGGACCUGACUAUAUUUCCUAUAACACUAUAAAAUUUGUUUCAUAAAUUUUACAAUAAUUAUUUUUGAUUAUGAACAUUAGUCCAAAUUUAAUAUUUGACACAAUUCAUAUUAGCUUGCUAUAAUAAUGAUAGUUUAUUAGCCUUUCUGUUAUUUAAAGAAUAAAAACAUACUUAUAAAAGCCUUUUAACAAACAGUUGCCUUUUUAAAUACUUACACUUGCAUAUGAAAAUAAAAAAUGAAGUCAACAUUAGUCCUUGUAACCCUAUGGGAUUUGGUUCUGUUUAUUGUCUAUGUACCAUUUUGCUACCAGUUACACUGAAUUGCUUUAAAAUAAAUAAUAAAAUUAUUUCUGAUGAUGAAAACCCUUGAUUUUUUUUGCCA
Messenger RNA from Orcinus orca (killer whale), 7592 nucleotides. It is a transcript of the gene KCNT2, whose product is annotated as potassium sodium-activated channel subfamily T member 2. The coding region runs from base 1579 to 4893 and encodes 1104 amino acids. The record is from RefSeq and is a predicted model, not a curated record. Lineage: Eukaryota; Metazoa; Chordata; Mammalia; Artiodactyla; Delphinidae. Gene Ontology annotation, biological process: potassium ion transport. The transcript is spliced from 29 exons. Gene Ontology annotation, cellular component: membrane. Gene Ontology annotation, molecular function: intracellular sodium-activated potassium channel activity.